This is a messenger RNA of Lolium rigidum, 1559 nucleotides long. RefSeq names its product GDP-L-galactose phosphorylase 1-like. Gene Ontology annotation, molecular function: GDP-D-glucose phosphorylase activity. Lineage: Eukaryota; Viridiplantae; Streptophyta; Magnoliopsida; Poales; Poaceae. The record is from RefSeq and is a predicted model, not a curated record. Gene Ontology annotation, cellular component: cytoplasm. The transcript has 8 exons. Bases 323 to 1459 code for a protein of 378 amino acids. Gene Ontology annotation, biological process: glucose metabolic process.
CCUCACUCCAACACCGGCUGCUCCCGCGGAAUCGCGGGGUCACGGAAACAGCAUCCUCCGGCGGCGUUUCAGAGAUACAAUUGAGGCUCUCGAUUCGGCCGAGCUGAACCUAAGUGCAGCCCAGGUGUGACAUAGAACAAUCUAGAUUCACCUCAAAGAAAAAUAACACUCUAGAUUGUGUUGUGGGAUAUUGCUGUACUAUGUGUCGUCGCUCGUCACCUGCGAAAUUGUGUUCUACACAUGUUGUUCUUGCCUCGCUGUUAACUAGGACAAAUGGACAAUACUGUCUCAGUUCAGUUUAAUUGACUUAGGCUUCUACCGAAUGUGGGUGGAAACAAAAGCAGGCAUGGGCAGCAACGGUUUUGAUUCAACUAGUUUCUUUGGUACCGAGGAGGAUGGACCAAAUUUAUCGCCAUUUCUCCGCAAGCUUUUUAAAGAGUGGGAUGACCGCAAGGCGAGGGGCUUGUUUCACCAUGACAUCACUGCUUGUGAGACCAAGGUGCUACCUGGAGAGCACAAUUUUGUGGCAACGUUGAUAGAAGGGCGUGACCAGAAGAAGCGGCCGACUGAAUUUGGAAUGAACCAGGUUAUCCAGCCAUUUGACGGUGGCAAGUUCAAUUUCACAAAAGUUAGACCAGAGGAGGUGAUCUUCAGAUUCCAAGAAACUGAAGAUGAGUCUGCCCGGUAUUUUAAUGAUUCUCCCCACACUGUUUCGGCUUCACCUAGCGCCAUUUUGAUCAAUGUGAGCCCAAUCGGGUACUGUCAUGCGCUUUUGAUCCCUCGAAUCCAGGAAUGCUUGCCACAAAGGGUUGAUCAGGAGAGUUUCUUAGUGGCCAUGUAUGUCGCGAGGGAGGCAAGGAAUCCCUUCUUCAGAGUUGGCUAUAACAGUCUGGGUGCCUUUGCAACUAUCAAUCACCUACAUUUCCAGGCAUACUAUCUGAAAGUGCAAUAUCCAGUCGAGAAGGCGCCGACAGAGAUACUGACAGUCCUAAGGAAUGGUGUCAGCAUUUCUCAGCUGGUGCAGUACCCAGUGAGCGGCUUUGUGUUUGAAGGAGGAAGGAGCAUGGAGGAUCUGUCACAGGUGGUCUCAAAUGCCUGCAUCUUCUUGCAAGAGAAUAAUACACCGUUCAAUGUCCUUAUCUCCGAAUCUGGCAAGAGAGUUUUCCUUCUACUACAGUGCUAUGCUGAGAAGCAGGUCCUCGGGAAAGCGAGCCAGGAGUUCCUAGACAUGAGAAUCAAUCCAGCAGUCUGGGAGCUCAGCGGCCAUUUGGUUCUGAAGAGGAGGAAGGACUACGAUGAAGCGUCUGAGGCGACAUUAUGCAGGUUUUUGGUUGAAGCAUCCUUGUCUGGAGCAGAGUUCCUGGAGCUGAAGUUGCGCGUCCUGGAAUUUCUGGACAGCGCAAGUCUGAAGAGUAGAGAUGAAAAUGUUAUGAGGUACUUAGUGAUUAGUGAUCAGUAGUGGUGGGUUAGCUAAACUGGUUCAGAUAUGCUGCCAAUUGUCAGCUGAGCAUACGUACCUCUACUCUAUGAUGAGAACGUUGAAAGUCGUUUUUCUUGUA